Messenger RNA from Polypterus senegalus (gray bichir), 2007 nucleotides. RefSeq lists its product as uncharacterized. Bases 177 to 1625 code for a protein of 482 amino acids. The record is from RefSeq and is a predicted model, not a curated record. Lineage: Eukaryota; Metazoa; Chordata; Cladistia; Polypteriformes; Polypteridae. The transcript has 6 exons.
ACCAGGAAGUAGUUUGCAGUGCCAUUUAUCACCGUUGUUCGUUUCAUUCAACAUGGAGAUAGCAUAUUGGUAGAAUAUUAAUGCAUCUCGAGACCUCAAUUAUUUAUGAGUAUAUCAACCACAUGGCCUGAAAGCGUUUAUCUGAAUCGCUUGCUAUAAACAAAUCGCCUUUAAAAAUGAGCACGAACGCAGGAUGUGUGUUAUCUGGUCACCAGUCUGUUGAGAGGCUGCAUGUUGGCGGCAAUACCAAAAGUAAAUACGGGGUCUUUCAACUGGAGGAGGACAUCCUACAGCCAUUUGCUGAAUGCAAAAAUAAGAUGGACAACUGUAGCAUCGUUUUCCUUUCCAAAGAAGAGCGUAUGUCAGCAAUCGAGCGGGUGGUGAAAACCGCAGUCGAGACUGUUGUGUAUGUUAUUACCAGGCUGAACGAUUGCACCAUCCGCGAUCUGCAGCUGAGGAUCGCUGAAAAGGAGAAGGAAAACGAGCUGCUGAAAAUCCGGAUGGAACUGACCGAGAGAGAACUGACUGGACGCAUUCACCGUCUGACCGCACAGAAUGCAGCCGUUACCAAGAAUAAAAGAUCUGACGAUCCAGCAAGCGAGAGACGGUUAGCCAAGCAGCUUGUAGGUUUACCGGCGGAGCAGGGGGGCUUGUCUCCCGCAGUCACGGACGUAGAGAACAGUGCCGUAGAAAGUGAUACGGAGCAGGAGGUGCUUGCUGACAGUGAUUUCUCUGGUGCAGAAGAGGGACUCCAAGGAGAGAAACUUGCCUGUGUCAAAAACGAACCCCUUGAUUGGAAUUUUUUCGAAGUUGCCUUGGUCAACGGACCUGUGCCACCUGAACAAAACUGUGGCUUGUUACAACCAGGAUCAAAUUCAAAUAGCCGAAAUGUUUUUGAAGUAGAUUCAACAUCUAUUAAAGAUGAAUCCAUGGAUGCACGGCCAGUCAUCAUCAAAGAGGAGGCAAAUGAUUGCGAAGGUCUGGACGUAUCAUGGGAAGUUUCUAAAGGAGGUAGUUCAAACUGUAUCCAGGAAGAAGGUCUAAAUAAAGAAUUACUUUUAAAACACAAUUCUGUGCACAUACAUCCGGGCCUUCCAAAAGAAUUUUGUUAUGAUUUAAUAAAAGAAGGCAGAGACUGGAUAUUUAAAAAUGGCAAUUUUGGAAGUGGGACUAAUUUUUAUCAACAUGAAGGACCAAUGUACUCCUACAACUCAGUAACACAGAAAAUGAACAAGGUGUCUGCAACAGAAAAGCAGCAUUGUUACCUGGGAAGACUUAAAGCAGGCACUGAGAGGGGAAGGAUGCAAAAAGGGAAAGAUCAAAACAGGUUUACCCUUUGUCCUAACAAAACAAAGAACACUGCACUUUCAGAACAGUAUAAUCCUGAGCAAGGUGUUUCUAGAGCUGCCCUGAGACAAAGGAGGUAUAGAGAGAGCUUACAAAGAAAUGGGGUCUAUGAAGAGUACAAGAGGCAGCAAGCACUCCGUUCAGCUGCUUGGCGGAGGCGUGAAAAGACAGAAGAAGAGAGGGAAAGAGAGAGAGCACUGGCAAGAAUAAGGGCAAGACGUUACAGAGAGAGACUGAAAGCUGCGGUUGGAUGUAUAAAAAAAUCAACAACCACCUAAAUGGCCACCUGAGUAGUGUUCAAUUAUGUAAUUUAUUUACAUAGUAGCGUCUAGCAUAGAAUGGAAUAUGUAUAGGAAAUAAUCAAACUGUGUAUAUAAUGUGUAUUUGAUUCACCAGUAAUAACAAUUAAUUUUUUUAAUAUAAAUGAUCAGAUUGUUGCCAUCACCUUUUACCUUUAAAACUGUAGUCUUUUUGCCAAACUUGGUUACUGUAUUAUCAUACCUUCAGUGCUACCGUUUAUUUAUUAUAAAUUAUUGACAGCUUUUGUUGUAAACAAACUGAUUUGUAGUUAGAUGUACAGUCCUACUUGAGAGUUUGAGAAUUUGUAAAACUGUUACUUUUUAUCAAUGAAUUUCUUGUUGAAUCAAAAUGACUCCUUCC